UAAUUGACUGAGCCGCCCGCAUACCUGCCGCUCACACAGCACUGCUUGCGGCAAACGCUACCCUCCAACGCUUGCCUGUCUACACCACUCUCGUCUCGCCAAAGAUGCCCUCCGUUCCCGAGGGAGGUCGUCUCCUCCUCAUUUCCAACCGCCUUCCCAUCACCAUCAAGCGAUCCGAAGAUGGAAAGUUCGACUUCUCCAUGUCCUCCGGCGGACUUGUCAGCGGCCUGAGCGGCCUAUCCAAGACCACCACCUUCCAGUGGUACGGCUGGCCCGGCAUGGAAGUCCCCGAGAACGAGAUCCCGACCCUCAAGAGCCGUUUAAAGGAAGAGUACAACGCCGUCCCGGUCAUGCUAGACGACGAGCUUGCAGAUAGGCACUACAAUGGCUUCUCAAAUUCCAUCCUUUGGCCGCUUUUCCACUACCAUCCCGGAGAGAUUACCUUCGACGAGUCGGCUUGGGAGGGAUACAAGGAGGCAAACCGCUUGUUUGCGAAGGCAAUCGCCACCGACGUUCAGGACAAUGAUUUGGUUUGGGUGCAUGACUACCACCUCAUGCUUCUGCCAGCAAUGCUGCGCGAAGAGAUUGGCGACACCAAGAAGAACGUGAAGUUUGGCUUUUUCCUGCACACUCCGUUCCCGAGCUCCGAAAUCUAUCGCAUCCUUCCCGUUCGCAAUGAGAUUUUGCUCGGCGUGUUGCACUGCGAUCUGAUUGGGUUCCAUACGUACGACUAUGCGAGGCAUUUCCUCAGCAGCUGCUCCAGGAUACUAGGACUGCCCACGACACCAAACGGAGUCGAGUUCCAGGGCAAGGUGAUAACGGUCGGCGCUUUCCCUAUCGGCAUUGACCCGGAAAAGUUCGAGGAAGGCCUGAAGAAGCCCAAGGUUCAGGAGCGGAUCGCCACUCUUGAGCGCAAGUUCCAAGGCGUCAAACUGAUUGUGGGAGUCGACCGUCUCGACUACAUCAAGGGUGUUCCGCAGAAGUUGCACGCUCUAGAGGUGUUCCUCACCGAACACCCGGAGUGGAUAGGCAAGGUUGUCCUGGUACAGGUGGCUGUCCCUAGUCGGCAGGACGUCGAGGAGUACCAGAACCUGCGAGCCGUGGUUAACGAGCUGGUCGGCAGGAUCAACGGGAAGUUCGGCACGAUCGAGUUCAUGCCCAUCCACUUCAUGCACAAGUCGGUCUCGUUUGACGAGCUGAUUGCGCUGUACGCCGUAUCGGACGUGUGUCUUGUCUCGUCGACGCGCGACGGCAUGAACCUCGUCUCGUACGAGUACAUUGCGUGCCAGCAGAAGAGGCAUGGCGUCAUGAUCCUUUCCGAAUUCACGGGUGCUGCGCAGAGUCUGAACGGAAGCAUCAUUGUGAAUCCCUGGAACACGGAGGAGCUGGCGGAUGCAAUCCACGAUGCCGUCACGAUGGGCGAGGAGCAGCGUCUGUACAACUACCAGAAGCUGGCCAAGUACGUGAACAAGUACACGAGUGCAUGGUGGGGCGAGUCGUUUGUCAACGAGCUCACGCGCAUCUCGGAGCAGGGCAAGGGCAGGAACGUCAAGAUCCGGCCGGGCGCCAUCACGGAGGGCAAGACGGAUUAUGCAGCUGCUGAGGAGGCGGCCUCGAUACCGAUCCGGCCCAAGGAGGCGGAGGCGGAGGUGAAGCCGGAGCAGUAGUCGUAGUGAUUGGCGAUAAAGGAAUGCAUAGAAGGGUGAGCCUUUUCUUUUCCUCCCUCGUAGUUUGCGGCUAGAGAUUUAUUAUCGCGGGCA
Messenger RNA from Westerdykella ornata, 1760 nucleotides. Its product is annotated as Alpha,alpha-trehalose-phosphate synthase. The record is from RefSeq and is a predicted model, not a curated record. Bases 105 to 1667 code for a protein of 520 amino acids. NCBI's taxonomy places the organism in Eukaryota, Fungi, Ascomycota, Dothideomycetes, Pleosporales, Sporormiaceae. Gene Ontology annotation, cellular component: alpha,alpha-trehalose-phosphate synthase complex (UDP-forming); cytosol. Gene Ontology annotation, biological process: cellular response to heat; trehalose biosynthetic process. Gene Ontology annotation, molecular function: alpha,alpha-trehalose-phosphate synthase (UDP-forming) activity. The transcript is spliced from 4 exons.